AUGACAUUAACAUUACGAUCUAAAUCAUCUAAUUCGACUUCAACCUCUCACUUCUCGCUUUCGCUCUCAAAAUCGAAAUCAUUGUCGCUAUCAAGGACUAGAAGAAGAGCGAAUACCUUAUCCCCUUCUUCCUCUUCAUCUGCCGCGACUACUGAGCUUGAGACACUCGAGUUGUCGUUACUUCUCGAUACCAAACCUAUCAAACCUACUAUCGAAGAGACUUUGAUAAUACCCCAAGAAGAAGAGCAAAAGCCGCUCGGAGGAAAGAUUAAAUUCGUUAUCAACGAUAUUCCAGAAUCUGACGCCAAAGUAUCAUCAAAACUUGUCAAAGGUAGGAAGAAGUACAUGACGGAGGUGAACAAUAAUCCUCAGGAUUUAUUGCUCGACUUGACAAAAUCCAAUAUGAACCGCGAUCACAACCAACUUCUUCCUUCACCCCUCAUCAAAACGACCUUCCCCAAAUCACCAUACCCAUUCCCACCUACUCCUCCGACUUUGUUACCUCUGCCAUCUUCGAGAGAUAAAAAGUACUCACAUAGACGAUCAAGAUCAUUUUCUGAAUUAAUCACUUCAUCAUCAUCAAUCAGUCAACCAUGGCGUGAUAGAGAUACUUGGUUAGCGAUGAAUGCUGCCAAACCACCCAUUAUACCUCAAAGGAAAGGGUCGAUUCCCGCAGACUUGACCCAAGGUGGAUGGAGAGGAAAAGGAGGUGGUACUUUUUUCGGAGCAGAUAUGAAUUCUCCCAUACCUGGAAAUAAAGUAAGAGUAAAACCAAUAAGUCCACCUACAAGUCCUAGCCGAUCUUAUCGAUUCAAUCAUAAGAAAGAUGGUGAGAUAGUCCAUCAUGAAAAUGAGAUCAUCACAUUCACGCAAUCUCCCGCUUCCACUAUGGAAUGUUCACCUCAAUCACUGAAUGAGUUGAUCGAUCAGCAUAAAUCAGAUUCAAGUUGGAAUGUUAUGGACGUCUCACCCGCUUCAUCGGAGGAAGGUCAUACCACAAGUAAAAAAACACGUUACCAUACCACCUUCGAAGAGGAAUACGAUGAUGACGAUGAUUUGUUACCGCCUUUGCUGCCACGUACCAUCACUCGAGCCUCAUCUUUUUCCUCCACUUCUAGGAAUACUACGCCCAUCCCUUGGGCUCAAAGAAGUGGGAACAUCUCACCAGGAAACAAGACGCCGACCUCGUCGUUACCUCGAACGCCUUCCAGACAAGCUAAAUGUCCUACAUCAUCACCUUUGGGCGAUAACACUCCAAAAACAUGGAUGCAAGUUCAUCCUUCGCCACCUAAGACUGAACGAAAGAUCAUUUCACCACUCAUGACACCCAGAACACCCGGAUCACCCACCAAAGGUGCACUGAGGAACGGGUUCAGACCACAGAGAAGAUCGACUUCUCCUCUUCCCCUUACUCCUCCGUCAACGGAAGAUGACGGUAAGUCUGUCAAAUCACCUGGAAAGAAGUUCUGGAAAUCACUCAAGCUGGGAUCACCAUCAAAAGGGGGAGAAAGGAGAGUUGGAUUUAGACGACCAAGUUUCGAUCAAGGUGAAACUAGUCCAAUCAAGAAGAUUGGAUGGUUUUAA
Messenger RNA from Kwoniella shivajii, 1584 nucleotides. RefSeq lists its product as uncharacterized. The transcript is spliced from 2 exons. The coding region runs from base 1 to 1584 and encodes 527 amino acids. The record is from RefSeq and is a predicted model, not a curated record. NCBI's taxonomy places the organism in Eukaryota, Fungi, Basidiomycota, Tremellomycetes, Tremellales, Cryptococcaceae.